Messenger RNA from Mugil cephalus (flathead mullet), 5300 nucleotides. RefSeq names its product nectin cell adhesion molecule 3b (gene nectin3b). Lineage: Eukaryota; Metazoa; Chordata; Actinopteri; Mugiliformes; Mugilidae. Bases 82 to 1752 code for a protein of 556 amino acids. The record is from RefSeq and is a predicted model, not a curated record. Gene Ontology annotation, cellular component: adherens junction; apical junction complex. Gene Ontology annotation, biological process: homophilic cell-cell adhesion; heterophilic cell-cell adhesion. The transcript is spliced from 6 exons.
UCCACCGUUCAGCACACACCGUUAAAUUGGCAUGCGUCCUACGCUUUGGUCCUGGAGCAGGAGGCUGCGCUGCUUUUGAAAAUGUUACCGUCCUCUCAGCGGAGUAACCUCAGGCAGCACAGCAAAGUUGCAUUAUUUCACCUUCUGCUCAGUAUUACAGGUGUGUGGUGCAGUCAGGUGGUGGUGCCUCAGAGGGUGAGCGCCGUGCUGGGGAAGAAUGUGACGUUAGAAUGCAGGGUGGAGGUUGGCUCAAACCUUACCCUCACUCAGAGUUCCUGGGAACGCCGUCUGCCUUCUGGCUCCGUAACAGUGGCUGUCUACAACCCACAGUUUGGCACUUCCAUCCCUCCAGAGUUUGUGAAUCGCUUGUAUUUUCGCUCACCCUCCUCUCACGAUGCUACCAUCAUUCUAGAAAACGUGGGCUUUUCAGACGUUGGGAUAUAUACCUGCAAGGUAGCAACAUUUCCUCUGGGGAACACUCAAGCCUCCACUACUGUCAGUGUUCUUGUUGAGCCAAAGGUCUAUGUGUCUGCUGGUUCGACUGCCCUGAUCGACGGUGGCAAUGAAACUGUGGUGGCUACCUGCAUCGCUGAGCGGGCUCGGCCCCCUGCUGAGGUGUCCUGGGAAUCCAACCUCUUUGGCCAGUCAGAAGUGCAGCUAUUUGACGACGUCAACGGGACGACCAGCACGCAAGUGCGCUACAUCUGGCAGCCCACGCGCCACGUCCAGGGCCACGCGCUCACUUGUGUGGUCCGUCACCCAGCUCUGCAGAGCGACUUCAGGAUCCCCUACCAACUCAAUGUACAGUUUGCUCCUGAUAUCACAGUUGUAGGCUAUGACGGAGACUGGUAUAUGGGCCGUGAAAAUGUUCAAAUGAUGUGCAAAGCAAAUGCAAACCCACCGGCUCAUCACUUCAGAUGGAUUAGACUGGACAGUGAAAUGCCAGAAGGGGUGGAAAUAAUAAACAGCACUUUGCUCUUCCUGCGCCCCCUCCAGCGGAAUGACUCUGGAGUUUACAGGUGUGAGGUUGCCAAUGACAUCAACCUCCGCAGUCGGGAUGUGCGCAUUCUGAUACAAGAUCCUCCCACCAUGCCUUCCACCAUUACCGCUCCUGUCCUAACUGGCUCCUCCUCCUCCCCCACCUUUGUGGAUGAUAAGGGCCAUGUCCUCCUGAGCUCCCCCACACUCGAAGCCCUACCUGAAAGUAAUCUUGGUUCCAUAGUGGGUGGGGCCGUGGGAGGCGCUUUGUUCCUGCUGCUACUGUUGUCUCUGGUUGGCGUGUGUUACCUACGGAAACAACAGAGCUUUCAUGGGAGCUGCUACACCAAGCAUUACCUUGGCCACAAUGAUCUCCAGAAGGCCCCCACGCAGCACGAACUCCACCCGACCAAAGCUGGCAGCAGCUCCCACCAUCGGGACCACGACCGCGAGGAGUGGGGCGACCGCCAGCUCAAACACGAGCGUGACCGCCGGCACCAUUGCGACUAUAACGGAGGGGAGUAUCCCGUUAAUGGGUACACCAGGGCAAUGAGGGAGAGCGGUCGCCACAACCAUCAGCAGAAUCGCCAUCAUGAACACACGCAGUAUUCUAGUCCACAGCAGGCCAGAUGUGCCAGAUACCCUCAUUCACCCAAACCACAUGCAAACGGCUCCCCCUACCUGUCAGACGACUGCUACGAUAGCGGGCCCGAUGGUGAUUAUGUGUCUCACACAGAUGGCUCAGUCAUCUCCCGCAGAGAGUGGUAUGUUUGACAAGCUACCUGGUUCUGCAGGAGCAGACAUAUAACGGAAAUCAGAAGGUUUUGUUUAUGAAAAUAGGAAAAACACGAUAUUGGUCUUCUGUAGUCACACACUUCUACUAAUCUCUUUUCUGUAGUUCCCUUGCUUUGGUCAAGGGUCCUGGUUGACGCUUGAGAUAUUUUUCCGUUUGUGAUGUGGACAGGCUGUGGACUAUACAGCCAGUUUGACAGUCAGCAUCUCCAUGACUACGGAACUGCUAGUUUGUGUGUGUAGAGACUAAUGAAAGAUUUGAUUUAUGUGUUGUCUCUGCCUUACUACAUGGACUGUCACAAUUUGUCACCUGAGAAGAGGCCCUGGGGGCCUCUGGAUCACAUUUGGUUGUUUAAGAAUUUAUUUUUUUGUUUUUUGUUUUUUUUACAAAUUCUGUAUCUUUUGCUGUGGACUGAAUGUCAAUAAUGCUUACAUCCAGCCAUUAGUUCAAAGACCUCUGAUGUCUCGGUUUGAUUAACUGAUGGUCAAGAAUAGUACAAACAUACAACUAGAAUUAAAUCCAUGAAAUUCAGAUGAUCAUAGCUCCUCUUCCCAAAACCCGCUAAAGCAGAGCCAUAAUAGAUUAAUUUAUUUUAAAAUGGUACAUUCACAAAUCUGGACACCUCUUUAACUAAUGACCUCUAAACAUCCAUGGUUAUGUUACUGCCUUUUGCAGAACUUUAUAAUGAAAGCCUGAGUCAUUUGACCACUUGUUUCCUACUGAAACCCUUAAUCCUAUGUAAAUCACUAAGGAAUAAUUGUGAGCUUGAGGGCUUGACCUCUGACUGUCCUGGUGAUGUGUGAACCUUAAUAGUGUUUCUCCUGCUUUUCCGUGGCUUGUCAUUCAUGCCCAAGAGGGAGGGAUGUCGAGAGAGAGCAGGAGGCCUGCACGAAUGGGGCACUGUCCACCAUAACGGACAAACGGGGUUUGUAAAACAAGUCAAGACUUUGGUUGCAAAAACAACUGCCACACAAUUGUCCAAAAGGAAACAAAUAGGAAUAGUAUUUCUUCAGUGGUCAAUGAUUUUAGCAUAUGGAUGGUUUACUGAUUCAUGCAAAGAGUUUCAGGUCCUGUUCAGUUAGUCGUAUAUUCACAUCAUCCUGUUGACCAUCAGAUGAUAAUGGAUCUAUUUGAGAAUCUGAACUCUGGUACUUAUCCAGGGCUCUUGUGAAUUCAAGAGUGCUGUCGGCUUGGGUAUCGUUUAAAGCAGACUACAGUGUGGCAGCCGUCUGCAGCCACCAUACGCUAGCCCUCUAGUUACUAAAUAUUUUGUUACACAGAGUGAUCAUUCAAGAGUGCAGCCGAUACACUACCACACUCAAACACAAACACUCAUGGGUAAAUUUCAGUAAUCUGAGUUGCCCUUAGAAAAAAAAUCAUGAUCACGUCACAAUUAAAAUCUGAGGCAUUAAUAGGCGUAUUGUCCCUUAACAGUCAGUGAAGUAUGCAGCUGCAUGCUCUGGCAUUAACUCGUUAUUUUACCAUUUAGCGUCUGUUAAUACUAACAGUUAAAUAUAGAUUGUGUAGGCGAAUUAGUUUUUUGUGAAGGAUGUGUUUUCACUCUCACCUGUGAUUAUCAGCACUUUGGACUCAACUUUUCCUCACAGCACGGGGACAGACAAUAUUUUGUAGCACAUCAUUAAAUCGUAGCUAGUAUAUAAAAUAAAACACAGUGAUCUCUUAUUUGUCUUAAACAUAUCUUAAACUGGAUUUACAGUUAAAUCUGCAUUCAGUUAUUCACCAUCUUAUUGUCAAUCAAGACAAUGAUAAACACUGCAGGACAAACCAAGUACUGUGACUGAACUAAGAGUGUUUUACAUGUCAGUGUCAUGAGGUCAUGGGGCCUUACUGCAGUAAGUCAGGAAUCGAAGAUAGAUGAAAAUAUUGAUUUCAGUUUGUAUACAGAUUAAGUAUUUUGGCACAUGCACCUGUUUACCAGUCUGCAUGGAGGAGAUCCAACAGUUUCUUUCAUGUACACUAGUUGUGAAUACUUGCCAACUUUAGUAGUAUGGACACUCAUGCAAUAUUUGCUGCAAGAGGCCAAAUAUUAGUUGUAUGUAUAAAUACGAUGAUGACGAUGUCUCACUUAGUAUUACUGACUAGGUAACAACUGAUCAUUAGCUUCUAUAAAUGACUAACGUAUCACUGUUGUAUACAACAUCUUGUAGGCUGAAAUAGAAACGAAAAGAUGCUUUAAUAUUACAGUAACAGUUGUCGAAAUGGGAAUUGGUUAUAUUGUCAUGAUCCCUUGCUAAUUGUGUGUCAGGGUGUGAAUAGUGUGCAGUGAGUAGGCUGCAUUUGUCAUCAUGAGGUUUGAUAAUGAGCCGCUGUAACUUACAGAGAAUAUGACCCCUAACUGAAAUUCAAGUUUCAAAUGCUGUACAGUACAGUAGAUGUAAUUAUCUGCGCAGGCAGAAGGUGCACAUUUCAAUGUUACAAAAACAGUUCAUAUUCCUUCCUUAAUGCCCCCAUUUCUGCUGCGAACACAUUACAGUGCAGAAAAUCCACAUGAAGUGUUCAUUUGCACUAUUUCCUUGUGAGAAAGUAGUUGGACUGAAAGGAUCUUUUUAUUUAAUGUUUGCUUAAUGGUACUAAAAGAAACGUUCCAAACACUGACAUAAACAAGGAGACUUAUAUUUUGUAACGUGGGUGAAGAUAACCUUUAAAUGGGCAUGAGCAGAAUAAAAUGUGCAGAUAGUUAUUUGUUAGACCCAUAGCCUCAUUUAGCCAAUGAAUUACAAGUAUUGAUUUUGGUGCCGCUGAUACCUAUUCAUUCUGCUUCUCUGGUCACUUUAACAUAAAUGCAGAAAAUAACAGGAAGCACGGCAGCCUAAACCCUGGUUGUGUUUGCUUCUAUGCACUACGAAGGAAAUUCCUCUAAUCGAUAUACUAUUUUUGCUUGGCUCGUCAGUUUGGAGCCCUGCACCUGGAUUAAUGAAGUUCUUUUGUACUGUGACAUUUUGUGUAGAGAUCAGUCAUCAAUAUCCUUACCUUGAGAAAUGUCCUUCACUUUGGAUUGAGAAUUACAACUAGUGCCUUAGAUACCUAGAAGAAACAUUUUCUUUAUUAUUGUUUACUUCUGUAUGUGAGAACCAGUUUUGUUGACCUGUGAGGUUUAUGUUCACUUUUCAUGCUAAGAGGAAUUCAUAGUGCCAUAUUCACUUUUCUGCCCUUGUUGCCAUGACGGUAAAUGACACAGUAUAUUUGAAAACUAGAGGCAUUAAGAAAAACAAAAAGGCAAAGCUUGAAUAAUUCUGGAUGUAAAAUGAGUUACAUCUUCUCUACUUCACAGGUAUCUGUCAGGGGUUUGGGUGUCUGUAGAGUCACUGUUGUUGCUGAAGAGCUGGAGAAUUUCCUUCAGUCUCACAUUGUCAAUGAAAAGCACCUUGUGAUCAUGUUUGUUUUUGUAUAUACAGAAGAAAAUGUAAGUUCCUCGAAGAAAAACAAAAAGAAGUAUUUAUGUCAGUGACAGCAGUGGUCUUUUUUGAGAUACUUUAGUUCAAUAAAGCACCUUAGCACCUGUGAGUUA